Molecule: messenger RNA, 1758 nt
Organism: Emericellopsis cladophorae
Lineage: Eukaryota; Fungi; Ascomycota; Sordariomycetes; Hypocreales; Bionectriaceae
Product: epsin
Exons: 4
Coding region: 1-1758 (585 amino acids)
Biological process (GO): actin filament organization; endocytosis
Cellular component (GO): plasma membrane; endosome; clathrin vesicle coat
Molecular function (GO): phospholipid binding; clathrin binding
Source: RefSeq, a predicted model, not a curated record
AUGUCGCGGGUAAUGAGGAGCGUUAGGAAUGUCACAAAGGGCUAUUCCAGCACUCAGAUCAAGGUCCGAGAAGCGACGAGCAAUGAUCCAUGGGGUCCGACAGGCACGCAAAUGAGCGAGAUCGCUCAGAUGACUUUCAACACAUCUAGCGAUUUCUACGAUAUCAUGGAUAUGCUCGAUAAGCGCCUGAACGACAAGGGCAAGAACUGGCGACACGUCCUGAAAGCUCUAAAGGUGCUCGAUUACUGUUUGCAUGAGGGAUCGGAAUUGGUAGUGAGCUGGGCUCGCCAAAGCAUCUACAUCAUCAAAACCCUACGCGAGUUCCAGUACGUGGACGAGGAGGGUCGCGAUGUUGGCCAGAAUGUCCGCAUUGCCGCCAAGGAAAUCACUUCUUUAAUCCUCGACGAGGAGCGCCUACGUGCGGAGAGAAGUGACCGAAAAUCAUGGAAGUCACGCGUCACUGGACUCGAAGAAUUCCCCCCUGCAGGCAUGGAAGAUACCGCCUCAGGCCCAAGCCGCGAUCGCCGCGGUCAGCGUGAGAGGAGACCGAACAACGAAGAGGAAGACGCAGAGUACAAGCUUGCGCUCGAGGCGAGCAAAUACCAGGAAGAAGAAGAUCGCAAGAAGAGAGAAGGUCGCACUCAGGUGGGCGACGUUGAUGACGAUCUGGCCAAAGCUAUCAAGCUGAGCAAGGAAGAGGAGGAGCAUCGCCGCCGAGAGCUUGAGGCAAGCAAUGCAGCCUCCUUGUUUGACGACUCGCCAGCCCAGGCUGCCCAGCCAAGUUAUACUGGAUUCAACGAGGGUUACCAACAGGGAAACCAAGUUGAUUGGUUCGCGAACCCGGUAGACCAGAACCAAAGCCAGAACCAGAUGCAGACUCAACCAACUGGUUUUAUGUCCAACGCUUAUACGGGCUAUCAACAACCUCAGGCUACAGGCUUCCAGAAUACAUUCAGUACUCCAUUCGGCACUCAACCUACUGGCGCGAACCCUUAUGGCCAGCAGCAGCAGGGCUUCCAGCCCCAGCCUACCGGGUACAAUCCCUACGGCCAGCAGCCACAGGCACUCCAGCAGCAGCCGACAAUGCUCCAGUCUCCUGUUGAUGGAACUGGGCCCUCAGCAGGCACGAACAAUCCAUGGGCGACAAAUAAUAGUAACGACCACGCCGCGGCCAUGAAGCCGACACCAACUGGUUCUAAUAACCCGUUCGCGCAAUUCAACCGGCCAUCUUCCGCUCAGCCGACCAUAAAUAGUCUGGGAGCUGUGCCAGAGCAGAAGACUCUGGCGUCUUUCCAAUCCCAGCCUGGACAACUGCAACCACAGAGCUCAUUUGGCCAGCAACCUCAGCUCCAACAACAGCCCUCCUUUGGCCAGCAGCAGCAGCCCCAAUUCAACAAUCCGCAGCAGAAGGAGCUCAAUGAGCACGAGUCAAAGCUCAACUCUCUGCUCGCUACAGGCGACGGAAUGGACACAUACGGAAACACUGGACAGAUGCGCAUUCCGGCACAGCACACCGCCCCCGGAACCUUUGUCAACAGUGCAGGCUCUGGCAUCAAUCGCCUUCAAGCAGAGCAGACCGGCAACAACCCUUUCUUGCGACAGCAGUUCACUGGCAUGCCGUCUGUCAGCUACGGCAACCAGCCUCACCCCCCUAUGCCCGCACUUCCCGCUGGCAUGAAUGGCCAAGGGACUAACAACCCCUUUGGCCAGCAACAGCAGCCUGGACAGCAGCAGAACCAGGACCUCAUUCAAUUUUAA